CUCAUGAUCUCAAUUAUUGAAAUUAUAUUUUAAUCAUUAAUCAACUUGAAUACUAUGUAGAUUACACUGUUAGUUCGUAAUAUCACAAUUAUGUAAUGUUGAGAUUAGAUGUAGGGUAAUCAGUAAAUUGAAAAAUACGGUCUAUUAUUUUGUAAAUUUUGAUUGUCUGAGAAAGUUGAAGGUGGCUAAAUCACGACUGAGUUAUUCCAUUCCAAUAAUUAUUGAACUGGACGAUAAUGAUGAUUAGUGAUUAAAAACCGCUAAAAAUCAAUCACAAUGGAAUAGAUGCAUCCAUCAUUUUUUAUUCCCCUGAAUUUUAAGAUCCAACAUAACACUACGCUUUUGAUUACCCAUUCAUGUCGUUUUUCGAUGUGAAUUUUUUAUAUUUAUUCAAUUAUCUACUGAUUUAGCUCUUUUCUAUCCCAUCUUGUUAAUUUCGCCGUCCUACGAUAAUUACCAAACCUCGAACCUAUUAUCUUUUGUCUUGAGUGCCCAACGCGUUAUCCAAUUAUGUAGAUAUAGUUAAAAUAAAGGCAUUUUAAUAUGUAAGAUUUACUUUUAGUAUGAUACGUUAAGUGACUUUUUUUAUGAUUUCAUCGUUUAAUUAGAAAAAAAAUGAACUUAAUUCUUAACAGAUAAAUACUUUGAUUCAGCUGAAACGCAGGUAUUUAUUCUGUAGUCUACCACGUUAGAAUAAAAAAAAGAAUGGAAAUAUCCUAGAUGUCAGUAUGAAAUAAUAACUAAGUGUGAAAUUCGAUCGAAAAAUUUAAAUUGACGGAUGUUAUUAGCGAUAUUUCUAAUGUUUAGUAGAUGUAUUUCCAGUACUUUUAUAUAUUUUCUUCAGUCAUUUAUUGAGUGCUGCGCAGCAGAGUGUAAUUAUAAUUAGAGAUUAUGUUUCGAUCCUUGGCUGCCAUCAUAUAUAAGUUUAUGAUCCGGGCUUCCUCACACUGACAUGUGCACGGCAAACAAAUGUGCAUAAUUCCAAAGGCUUGAAAUGAACUCUUUGGUCAAAUUGCCUCCUGAUAUCUAGGGCUCACCCACCAAAGAGCUGGAUACCUCACAUCUAUUGAACAUUGGAAAAUUUGCGGAUAACCCCAGCCUUUUAACUUCAAUACAAUUAAUGAUUUCGAUAUUUUGAGCUUUUCGUCAAAAUUCAAUUAUUUUUAUAAUGAAACCAAUCUAUGAUUCAAUAAUCUUAAAAAAAUGAACCAAUUAUUUGAAUUAUAGUAAAGUAUUUUAUUUAAAUAUUAAACUUACUGACUAAUAAACCUGAUGAGUGAUUAAAUCUUUGUCUAUCAGAGAACAUAUGACAAACAAAGUUCCUUAUGAUGAGAGUAUACUAGAAAGAAUAAAAUAGCUUUCAUUAAACUAGCUGAAAUAACCUGUUGAGUCAAUCAAGAUCUGGUGUGAUGUAAUCACCAUAGUAUACAUAUAAUUGAUUAAAGUUGUGAACCAAAUAUAAAUUAUUGAUUCUCAUCUCAAUGACUCAAUUUCAUUAUGAUCGCAUAAAGACACAGAUAUCCUGAACUUGGCCACUUGUAAAGCAUCGACUGCUCCUUAGUCACAAACUAUGGUGAAAAUAAUAUCAAAUAUUUCAUGUUUCUUUGAAAACUUGUUUUUGAAUAGUAACAUUUUUUAAUUUAGUGUUAUUCAUUCCAUCGUUUAUACGGUUCACCUACUUCAUUAAAUUUAGCUCAGAGUUGAGAUGAUUAGUUUUAAUACACUGAAAGCUUUACAAUGAUAUUCUUAUAAACAGGCUGUAAAACCAAGCUAAAAUCAAUUUUCUAUUAUCUGUUAAAAGUCGACCUAACAAUCAUGAAUAAUAAAUACUAAUUUUGGCCUGAAUAGCAUUACUACAUAGCUUGGGACACCCUUGAAGAAUCUACCCGCGACUAACAAUUUAUCACUUUGAACACGUGGUCUUCAUUUAGGAAGGCUACAUCUCUCUGCAUGUUUCAGAGUAACAUUCAGGGAUUUUAUGGAAUAAUAAAGCGUAUCUAAUACAUUUGAUAAGAUGUCUAUUACUGAAAUUACCGUGUUGACAAAUGGUAUGAAGUGACUAUAUUAAACUAACAACAUAAGCUAUAACACUCUUUCUAAUAUUAGACGGAUGGCAUUUCUGUGUUUGAUAUAUUAAAAUAAUAACCGUACAACUGUUUAAUUCAUUAUCACUGUCUAAUCUAAAUUAGUUCGAAUAAUAAUUUUAAGAGAUUUGUUUAAUUCUUUUGAGUUAGUCGUCAGUAAAAUCUGGGAUCAUAUUUCAUACUAUUUGGUACUCGUCCGCAGAAAGUAACAACAAUCUUAGGGGGACUGAUGCUCUGUUAUGUGGGAUACAAAUCGAAAUCACCCAACUUCAAUGUCUCAUACAUCACCACUGAACCAUUCAGGCUACAACCGACCUCCAAUAGGGUUUAAAUAUCUACAAAUGACGGAUUACUGAGUAAUCACCAAUAUCCAAUUUGUCUAGUCUUCUUUCAAUCACGCAGUUUCGAAUCAUUCAGUGACUAUCAGUUUAAUCAAUAUUGCAGGUACACAUUUCUAACCAAUACCAACUAACAUGAAGCUUAGGUUUAUUUUUAACAGACUUUCCAAGAAUAACCUUUUAUUGUAAAUUUCUUGAUUUAUACAAAAAUACAGUAAAAUGAACAGUGUAUCAUUAUGAUAAAAAUGAACAACUUUCGGUUUUCCCUUUUUAAAUAUUUAACACAAUUAAUGUUUAAUUUUUAGUCUCAUAAAAUGAAAAGAAGAUAAUUGAACUAAUGUUAAUCAAAAUAAAGCUUGAAGGAAAACGAGACAGAGAUCAAGAACAAAGUGUACUUGAUUGGAUAGAGGCCGUACUUGGCACCAAGGUGGACCGUUCUAAACCAUAUGAAGAGGUACUGAAAGAUGGAGUGCUACUUUGCAAAGUUAUCAAUAAACUAAAACCUGGUAGUGUGAAGAGAAUCAAUGAGAACGCUACUAUGCCAUUUAAAAUUAUGGAAAAUAUUAAUGCAUUUCAAGAAGCAAUUAAGGCAUACGGGGUACCUACUGCUGAUGUUUUUCAAACAGUCGAUUUAUUUGAGAAAAAAGAUAUUGCUCAAGUGACACAAUGUAUUUAUGCUCUUGGAAGAACAUGUCAAACACAUCCGGAAUACAAUGGCCCUACUUUAGGUCCAAAAUUAGCUCAAGAGAAUAAACGUGAAUUCACUGACGAACAAUUACGUGAAGGCGCGAAUGUGAUUAGUCUACAAUAUGGUACAAAUAAAGGUGCUUCACAAGCUGGCAUGACAAUGGGCAAACAAAGAAUGAUUCUUGAUUAA
Molecule: messenger RNA, 3299 nt
Organism: Schistosoma curassoni
Lineage: Eukaryota; Metazoa; Platyhelminthes; Trematoda; Strigeidida; Schistosomatidae
Source: the annotation of a GenBank genome assembly